This is a messenger RNA of Phytophthora nicotianae INRA-310, 2254 nucleotides long. RefSeq lists its product as hypothetical. Gene Ontology annotation, cellular component: cytoplasm; prefoldin complex. Bases 52 to 435 code for a protein of 127 amino acids. NCBI's taxonomy places the organism in Eukaryota, Oomycota, Peronosporomycetes, Peronosporales, Peronosporaceae. Gene Ontology annotation, biological process: protein folding. The transcript has 5 exons. The record is from RefSeq and is a predicted model, not a curated record.
CUUAUAUAGAGAUGUCGAUUGAUUGGGUCCACAAUUGGCGAAUCGAUCAUCAUGCUGGCGCAACAACAGGAAGUCGAGGCGGAUGUCCGCAAGGAGGACCAGCUGCGUAUCAACGAGUUUGGUCGCAAUAACGCGGCGCUGCACGAGAUCCGCGAGCAGAAGAAGGCGCUCAAGGACAAGCUCGACACUCUGGACGACGCCAAUACGGACCUCAUGAUGGGCGAGGGCGACAACGUCCAGCUAUUUAUUGGGGAGAGCUUCGUGGAGGCGUCCGAGGAUUUUGCCCAGGAGUAUCUCGAAAAGCGCGUGGAGGAAGCCAACAACGAGCUUACGAAGCUGCAGGCGGAGGAGUCGAAGCUCGAGGCCCGGCAGGCGGCGUUGAAGAAGGUGCUGUAUGGGCGCUUUGGCCAGAGCAUUAAUCUCGAAGAUAAAUAGCUACUUCGUAGACGUCAGCAGGGGCAAGAAACAAGUCGGGAUAAAACGAAUUUCGUUGUGGUUUUUUUAGCUUUCGAGCACUAUUUCACCCAGGUUUUAUCAUACUAACCAUUUGUAGCGUGAGUUUUUUUCUUCUACGAGAAGAUUUUCAGUGUGCCACAUGGAUUCUUCCAGUCGCGCAAUGAACUCGUCGUUUAACGCUUGUGCAUCGUAAUAUUUCGCUUCAACAAGCUCCCAGGCAUUCGGUGUGACAGCGUCUUCAAGUGCCAAUUGGAUUAAAACAGCGUGCAAAUGAGCACAAAGUGCGUCUUGAGGCGUUGCAUUCUCCUCCAAAGCCAAGUCAAUACGAUGCGCUCCUCGUUCCAUGAGUGUCAAGUUCAGCAGAUACUUCUCCACACCAUAAAAAUCCUUCAAUCGGCCAAGAAUAUCUGGAUUAUCCUGCGAAAGUUGAUCCAACGUAGCAUCCUCGUGAAUUACAGAUUUGUCGUGCAAUGUCUGGUAUCCAGUUAACAUCGUGGGGAUGAAAACUUCUCGCUCGCUCACGGUCUUCAUACUAGGGAUCUCGCGAGCUUCUGAUGAUGGUUUCAGGAAGUGUGUGGCGAUAAUAUGCAGACGCUGGCAGUUCAAGGUACGCAACUGCACACAGUCUACGGACUUGUACGUGCUGAUCAUGUGAACUGCCGAGAGUACAGAGAACGCAGCCACAACAUUCAAAGUAUGCGCUCCAGUCCACUGCGAGAUCAAAAUUCCCAGUCCUGUACCAAAGAUCGACGACGCGAUCCCUUGAGACCCCGCCUUGGCCGUCACAUCUGCCAGAUUUUCUCUAAUUGCAAACGAAUUGUGGAAACCUGCACGUGUUGCACUAGCACUCAACCACGCCACAUUUUUGGCGACGUUUGCCAGUGAUGCAAUUGCCAGGAAACUCCCUGGUGCCAACGGAGUUAAGAUCUCUCCAAGCACAGCUAUAUCCAGCGCUAUGGACGACGCUAUACGCCAACGUUUCGGGUCUGCAUCGUAUCGGUUGUUGACGAUACUGGCAAAUAACACCCCUCCAAAUUGUCCCAGUCCGUCCUUGAGUACCCAAUUCACUGCUGCGGCAGUGGGGAUCGCUCCAGCGCCUAGGCCAACAGCGUAUAAUAGUGAUUGCAUUGACAACACACCGGCGGCACAAGACGCUAUGGAGCCCACGAAGCUCCACUUGGCGUAUGGGAAAUAGUCUUUGGUCACUGAUGUAUGGGCAUCUUUGGGCAGGAAUAAGUCCCAAAGCACAUUAUACAGCCAUGUGCUUGUUCGUUGCGCUGCCGCGAAGCUCGAAGCCUUCGUGGGUUUGUCAGUCUGUUGACUCCACAAUCCUAGCGUUCCUCCAGUCUUUUCCACUUGAAAUUUGUGUUGUUUCGAUUGGGAAUCCGCUGGGAGGACGUGGUAGAUGGAGCGUCCUCGGGCGAAUCCGUUAGCUUGCGAGGCGACAGGCACCCGAGAGGUAGAGGAGGUUGAGUAGAGCGCGGCUAGAGGACGGAGCAGUGGAGCACGUGGACAUCCACGCAGCAUGAGCGAGGGACACCGUGCCACUCGCAACAUUAUCCGAUAACACCGACGCUUCAAAAGGUACAGGAUUGGUCGGAUCAAAAACCGACUUCAAGUUGGAUGGAUACUUUUGCUUCGGCAUAGAGUUGGAAACGAUAAUAUUUUGCCGAAUUCUCUAAGCUGCGCAAUAUUGCAGCCUCAAAAUAGCCUAACAGACCGGAUGCACUCUUUGCUGUCUGAUACCUUCAUCCUCUGCAUCGGCACCGAAGAUCGUGCAAUAAUGGGCAUAGGCACG